Messenger RNA from Carassius auratus (goldfish), 1777 nucleotides. RefSeq names its product voltage-gated potassium channel subunit beta-1-like. Lineage: Eukaryota; Metazoa; Chordata; Actinopteri; Cypriniformes; Cyprinidae. The transcript is spliced from 14 exons. The record is from RefSeq and is a predicted model, not a curated record. Gene Ontology annotation, molecular function: voltage-gated potassium channel activity; potassium channel regulator activity; transmembrane transporter binding. Bases 39 to 1238 code for a protein of 399 amino acids. Gene Ontology annotation, biological process: potassium ion transport; transmembrane transport; regulation of potassium ion transmembrane transport. Gene Ontology annotation, cellular component: voltage-gated potassium channel complex; juxtaparanode region of axon; membrane.
UCGGUUUUCCUGCUCAAGUUCCUUUGCCGUUAAUAACCAUGCAGGUGUCCUUCGCAUGUACGGAUCAGGGGUUUAAGGCCCCGCGCUCCAGUGAGCCGAACAAACAGAACACGUCGAGUCCGAGCACGGCCAGCGCAGCACGGGCACGGUUCCGUACGGUGGCGCUGAUCGCCCGAAGUCUGGGCUCCUUUACGCACAGGCACCACAUUUCCCUGAAAGAGUCCACUGGAAAACUCACCGGCAUGAAGUACAGAAAUCUUGGGAAGUCAGGACUACGAGUAUCAUGCCUUGGACUCGGCACAUGGGUGACAUUUGGGGGACAGAUUUCAGAUGAGGUGGCAGAGCAGCUGAUGACUAUAGCCUAUGAAAACGGGGUCAACCUAUUUGACACUGCAGAGGUCUAUUCAGCUGGGAAGGCUGAAAUAAUCCUAGGAAACAUUAUCAAAAAGAAAUGUUUGAGGAGAUCCAGUCUGGUUAUCACCACUAAACUGUACUGGGGAGGAAAGGCAGAAACAGAGCGAGGGCUCUCCCGGAAGCACAUUAUUGAAGGUCUGAAGGGUUCUUUGCAGAGGUUGCAGCUGGAGUAUGUGGACGUGGUUUUUGCCAAUCGCCCUGAUAGCAACACUCCUAUGGAGGAGAUAGUGAGAGCCAUGACGCAUGUCAUUAACCAUGGCAUGUCCAUGUACUGGGGCACGUCACGCUGGUCAGCGAUGGAGAUCAUGGAGGCGUAUUCUGUAGCAAGGCAGUUUAAUCUGAUUCCUCCUGUGUGUGAACAGGCCGAAUAUCAUUUAUUCCAGAGGGAUAAAGUGGAGAUGCAACUGCCUGAGCUUUACCAUAAGAUUGGAGUUGGGGUGGUAUCCUGGUCUCCUCUAGCCUGCGGCAUCAUCACAGGGAAAUAUGAAAACGGCAUCCCAGAAUCCUCCAGGGCCUCUUUGAAGUCAUACCAGUGGCUGAAGGAGAAGAUUCUGAGCGAGGAUGGGAGAAAGCAGCAGGCGAAGCUUAAGGAACUGACCCACAUAGCUGAGAAGCUCAGCUGUACCCUUCCACAACUUGCCAUUGCCUGGUGCCUCCGUAAUGAAGGAGUGAGUUCUGUUCUCCUGGGGACCUCCAACCCUGCACAGCUCACUGAGAACCUGGGGGCGAUACAGGUUCUUCCAAAGAUCACUGCUCACGUGGCCUCAGAUAUCGACAAAAUCCUGGGUAACCGUCCCCAGAGUAAGAAGGACUACCAUCACUAGGUCUUUCUGUGAACCUGUAAGCCUUGAGACUCAGGAUCCCGUUCCAGUCCUCUUGUUUCACCAGGUGUCCACAGUGUGAGAUUCCCACCAUUGUGUGUCUGUGUCAACUUCUCCUGCAGAGAGCCAUUGUUACAGUUACAGUAGAAAUGCUAAAGUGUUAUGCAUGCUUCAGUCCGACCUAAACCUGAGCUCAACAUCACAUCAAGGUCUCUGUGGAGACACACCUGCCUGUGAAGCACAGAAGCUCCCCAGAUCCCUCGUCUGUGGGUUUUCUUAUUCAGCUGUCAUAGCUCAUAUGUGCUAAAGUCAACCUGUUCUUGACCCUUGACCUCCGGACAUCCAUUCUGAAAAGGGACGAAAGACAGGCCCUUAUGAAUGGCCCUGAUUACCGUCUAUAAAACACUGUAGUAAGGAAAAUAUCAUUCUGAGAAUGUACAAACUAGGAACUGUGAUAUAUGGCAGAGCAGCAUGUAGAGUUAAACUGUGUACGAUGUGUGUGCAUUGGUAAAAAUGUGUUGGAUUAAAAAGCCAUCAACAGC